AUCCUUCAUAUGCCACGCCCCCAUCCGUCUUCUUCUCGCUCUUUCUACCUUCCCUUCCUUUCUUUUGGCCUUGAUGUCUUCCUAGAAACCCUCUGUAUAACACCCCGUUGAGCUUCUAACCUGCACCCUGUGACAAGAGCAUUACCUUUGUGGCGUUGUCUAGCGUUGUCCGUUUUCCCCUUCCGAGCUUUCCCCCAUCAGGCUCCCAACCAAUAUGAGCUGAUUCCGGAGAGUUCGCGUUGUUGUCAUAUCACUCAGCAUCCAGACAACUCUCUCGAAAACAUCAACCUCUGUCAAGAUGCAGUAUGUCCGGAGUCUAGGGAACGGAGUCUCCAAGACAUGGAAUUCCAUCAACCCGGCAACCUUGUCCGGGGCCAUUGAUGUUAUUGUGAUCGAACAGCCCGAUGGCUCUCUGGCCUGCUCCCCUUUCCAUGUCCGCUUUGGCAAGUUCUCUUUACUGCGGCCGUCGGACAAGAAGGUUGAAUUCAAAGUCAAUGGAGUCGCUCAACCCUACGCCAUGAAACUCGGGGAUGGAGGUGAAGCCUUCUUUGUCUUCGAGACAUCGAGUGACAUUCCCGAAGGGUUACAGACAUCUCCUUUAAUUUCUCCCGCCAGCAGUCCACCUAUAAAUGCCUCAGAUAGACCUCCCUCGCCUGGUCUUUCGGAACCAUCCUACUUGGAUAUCACAGAGGCUGCCAAGGGUCGCAGUACCCCUCCCAUCUCAAGUUCAGCGCCCGUUCCCAUAAUAAGGCGAGAGGGGACGAACGUGAGCGAAGAAAUUGAUCUAGGUACCAUACACACUGAUCCAACUGGAACUCCUCUGUCCGACACGACUCUCACCUCUCCUGCUUCACUGGGGGGGACGGCAUCAGAAGAGAUCCUCCCCAUCGCUACUCGACAGCAGUUGGAUUCGGUUAGUGGAGCUUUUCACAACAACGGCAUCCCUCCUUCGCCUCAGUUCGGUCUGGACGGGACGGCUACUCCAAAAGCUUCCGCCAGCCCUCCCGCUUUGAAACCGAAACAAGCAUAUGACCGAGCAAUGACCCUUUCCAAGAAACUCUCUUCAUCCAAUAUCCGAUCCCAGGUUACCGAGUCCGGAGACCUCAUGCUUGACAUGACGGGUUAUAAGACGAGUGAACCCGAAGCCUUGCGAGCAGAAGCCGUGGCUCGGAAAAUUCUUUCAGAAGAAUUGGAAGGGAACUACGAUAUUGGAUCCUUGAUUGGAACCGACGAGCACGGAAACCUGUGGAUAUAUAGCAGCGAGGAGGCCCGAGAUGCGGCUGCUCGAAAAUGGGCGUCUCAAAACCCCGAGUCAACUACCGUGCUUUCGGCGGACAACAUUUCCGAUCCUGGCUAUCACAGCGACAGCGACCGCAGCGCCUCGCCGCAGCUUACAGCGAAAACUUCUGGCCACCAGCGCGCACAGUCUGAAGAGAUCCAACCGUCUCGCACUUCCGGGGAGCAAGCUCGAAAUUUCGCGAAGACGCUCCGCCUAACGAGUGAUCAACUGAAGUCACUUAACCUGAAACAGGGUGAAAAUCAAAUGUCGUUCACCGUCAACCGGGCCACAUGCAUUGCUUACAUGUUUUACUGGACCUGUGACGUCCCCAUUGUGAUAUCGGAUAUUGAUGGUACAAUCACCAAGUCGGAUGCAUUGGGCCAUCUACUCAAUAUGGUUGGGCGCGACUGGACGCAUGUCGGCGUGGCAAAGUUGUACUCCGACAUCGUUGCCAAUGGCUACAACAUUUUUUAUUUGACGAGUCGCUCUGUUGGACAAGCCGACACAACCCGAACCUAUCUCAACGGGAUUACACAAGAUGGCUGGAAACUGCCUCGCGGCCCCGUUAUCAUGAGCCCUGAUCGGACGAUUGCCGCACUGCGGCGAGAGAUAUACUUGCGGAAACCGGAAGUCUUCAAAAUGGCCUGCCUGAGAGAUAUCCUGAACUUGUUCCCUGGCAAGACUAACCCAUUCUACGCCGGGUUUGGCAAUCGCUUCACAGACGCGCUGAGUUACCGCAGCGUCAACAUUCCUUCGACACGGAUCUUCACAAUCAACACCAAUGCAGAGGUGUCGCUGGAUCUGUUGACGCUGAACAAAUACCGCAGCAGCUACGUGUCGAUGCGUGAGUUGGUUGAUCAUUUCUUUCCGCCCGUGUCGACGCUGGUCAGAGAGGGAGGAGAGGACUAUACCGACUUUACAUACUGGCGAGACACGCCGCAGGACCUGGAAGACUUUGAGCCGACAGAUUCAGAAGAGGAGGAUGAGGAGGAUGAAGACUUGGAGGACGAGGAAGACGAAGCCGAAGUUGCAUCGGACAACGAGAUGGGCGACAGCUUCGUCUCGCGAGAGAGCAUGGAUGACUCUGCGCUGAGCGAGUCGAUCCGAGAGUCGAUCGAAAUGGACGACGCAGCUGAGAUGCUCGAGGCCGCGCAGAUUGCCGCAGGAGAUCGACAAGACGAACAGGACUUUACAGAUGAUUAUCUGGAAGACAUUCCGCGGCGGUCGACGAGACAAAAUACAGUCUAGAGGUCCAACUGGUAUACUCAGCUGCCUUCCGGCUGUAUGCGGCCAACGCGAAGCAACAUGCAUGGAUGGAUUUGGAGCUUAUUAUUGGCAAGCGAAAGGUUCAUUUUGCGCAAGAAGUACCCCGGACUGAUUGAUGUCAUUGUUAUGGGCGCGACCCGAUGUUCUGGCAGUCUUCAUGACGACGACUCCCUUGGCUGACGCUCAUUCGGGUGUCUCAAUGGGAGCAAGCAGAACAAAACACGAGGGUGGCAAGGAUGGGAUCGACGACACUGAGCGAAUAGAAGCAUGAGCAUUCAUGGCGUAGGAGAAUCUUGAGAAGUUUGAGGAUACAUUUGCUGAUCCCAUGGCACUCAUAGCGAACUGUAAAUAUAUAACUGGGUUCUCAACGUUGGUAAGCUUGUGAUGGUAAAUGGGUCGAACUGUUCGUGGAUGCAUGUAGAGAGAUGUGACUUCCUACCUAGAGGUAGGUAACAAUAUGCGUG
Molecule: messenger RNA, 3009 nt
Organism: Cladophialophora immunda
Lineage: Eukaryota; Fungi; Ascomycota; Eurotiomycetes; Chaetothyriales; Herpotrichiellaceae
Exons: 1
Coding region: 299-2527 (742 amino acids)
Biological process (GO): fatty acid catabolic process; triglyceride biosynthetic process
Cellular component (GO): nucleus
Molecular function (GO): phosphatidate phosphatase activity
Source: RefSeq, a predicted model, not a curated record